Messenger RNA from Populus nigra (black poplar), 2061 nucleotides. RefSeq lists its product as uncharacterized. Gene Ontology annotation, molecular function: 3'-5' exonuclease activity; nucleic acid binding. Gene Ontology annotation, biological process: nucleobase-containing compound metabolic process. Bases 152 to 1900 code for a protein of 582 amino acids. NCBI's taxonomy places the organism in Eukaryota, Viridiplantae, Streptophyta, Magnoliopsida, Malpighiales, Salicaceae. The record is from RefSeq and is a predicted model, not a curated record. The transcript has 11 exons.
CCGUUACUUUUUCUUACCUCCCCGGGCUCUCUGACUUUAUAACAAACACUCGACCGCCUAAAAGAGGCAAAAACAGAUUCCCAUUUCAGACAGAGAGAGCCGAAAAUUCUAGAAAUCUCACGAAUACCGGAUUAUUGGCAUAUGCUUUGAUAUGGGCAUAGAGGAGGGAGUUGUGGAGUUACAUGAUGAUAAAGGAAAAAUUGAUAAAAAAUUAACCAUAAGUGUUCAUACGUUUUCUGAUUUAACCUACACUUCUCCAGUAGUAUUCUUAUACCUUCUGAAAGAAUGUUAUGCUCAUGGUACAUGCAAGGCAACAAAUAAAUUCAGAAUUCUUCAGCAAAAGGUCUAUCACGCACUAGAGAAUUCUCCCCAACCAGGGCCUGCUACUUUUGUUGUUUGGUGCCUCUAUGUCCUGCCGAUAUUUGGAUUACAUUGUGAAGGUUUCAGCCACUUGAUUAUAUCUGCUCUUCGUCGCUUUUUAAAUCUAGCUCCCACCUCAGAGGACACCUCGAAAGCAAAAGUUAUAGCGGCCCGGUUAUUUUUAGAUAUUGUGGGAGGCUUGGUUGACCAUGAUGAGAGGAUAGUAGUGAAAAUACUAGAAGUUUUUGAUGUCAAGUUGGCAGAUGUCGACGAAGCCUUAUGCCAGUUGAAUGUCCAAGAUGAUUAUAAGCCUGACACGGCAAAAACACUUGUUGAAGAUUAUAUUUUUAAAUUGAUAGACUCCCAAUCAUAUAUGACAGCAGCCAGUUUAUUAGAACACUUUUCUAUCCGCCACUCCGGACAGUCUUUUCUCAUCAAAAUGAUGCAGAACAAACAAUCUAGAGCAGCUGAAAAGUGGGCAACAUUUAUGGGGAAAUCAAUGCUAUGUGCUCUUGUUCAGGAGUAUGCUGAUCAGAAUAUGCUAAAGCAGGCUUACGAAACAAUAAAGAAAAACGAUUUGAAGCAGGAAUUUCCUGAUGUAUAUCAUAAGUGCAAAGAAAGCUCAUUGAAGAAGUUAGCAGAAAAGGCAUUAUGGGAUCUUGCUGAGGCAAAGACGCAUGGUGAUAAACAACUUCUUGAAUAUUUGGUUUACCUGGCAAUGGAGGCUGGUUACUCGGAGAAAGUUGAUGAGUUGUGUGAACGAUACUCCCUUGAAGGUUUUCUGAAUGUCAAGGAAUCUGAGGGUAGUGUUCUGCAAAGCAAAUACCUGCAUCUUGAUGAAUUGGCUGUUGAAAAUAUUAUUUGGGUUGAUGAAGUUGAUGGUUUAUGUGCUGCAACUAGCCACAUCGAGGGAUGUAAAGUUGUUGGCCUUGAUUGUGAAUGGAAACCCAAUUAUGUAAAAGGCAGCAAACCAAACAAGGUUUCUAUCAUGCAAAUUGCAUCUGAUAAGACGGUUUUCAUCUUUGACUUGAUAAAGUUAUUUGAAGACAUACCUGAUAUCCUAGACAACUGCCUAUCCCGCAUUUUGCAGUCUCCUAGAAUUCUCAAACUUGGUUAUAACUUCCAAUGUGACAUAAAGCAGCUAGCUCAUUCAUAUGGAGAGUUGCGGUGUUUCAAUAACUAUGAGAAAUUAUUGGACAUUCAGAAUGUAUUCAAAGACGCUCGAGGUGGUUUGUCAGGACUUGCUGAGAAAAUACUGGGAACUGGUUUGAACAAGACAAGACGAAACAGCAAUUGGGAACUACGGCCUCUGAGUCACAACCAGCUAGAGUAUGCUGCUCUUGACGCUGCUGUACUUGUUCACAUAUUUCAUCAUUUUCACAAUCACUCUCAGUCUGCUGGUUUUCCAGACGGACAUGACAAGAUCGAGUGGAAGUCUCAUAUUGUUUCUCGCAUGGAUAACCCCAAGAAAGCAAAAAAGGAGUCUAAAAAUAAAAGAGAAUUGGAAGAUGAUAUCAACAAGCGGGGGCAAUCAAAUUAGUGAUUAAGCACUUGUUUUUCUUUUCCUUUCAUUAAUUGUCUAACAAUAGUUUCAUUGUAUAUAUACAUCCAUUUUGGUUAGGAGAAGAAACGCUGAUUAGUCAAAUUUGUUGGGCUAUUUUAUUUUAUAUUGGAAAAAAAGAUAGAUUUUUUUUUCUCUAA